UUCACGCGAUACUCAUGUUUUCAGUUCGCUUGUCCAUAAAUAGAAAGGUAGAUGCAACAAAAACCAGCAUCUUCAUAGUCGGUCCAUUCUUCUCUUUCCUCCCCUUUACCCAUGUAUGGUUCUUUCUUAUGUUGAUAAAGCUCCGUUCUCAAUAUUUUUAUAAAUCAGUCAUCUAUCAGAUCUGCUUGCAUCGAAUUAUAUACCAUCUCUUGGAAGAAAUGGGUAAGGUAAUUGUUGAGAAAGCACCAGGCACUUGUGAGACUAAGGUUGGUGGAGAAGCUGAAGUACUGGGUAUCUUUGAGCUCAAAGGGAGGAGUAAAUCAAAGGGUCCAGAUGUCAAAAUUGCUGGGUGUCGUGUGGUCGAUGGCCGCUUCACUAAGUCUUCAACAUUGAGGUUGCUGAGGAGUGGAGAAGUUAUUUUUGAAGGUUCUUGUGCUUCACUAAAACGGGGAAAGCAGGAUGUGGAUGCUGUCGGUAAAGGCACCGAGUGUGGAUUAGUCAUUCAGGAUUGUGAUGACUUUCAGGUGGGAGAUGUCAUCCAAUGCCUAGAACAUGUUAUUAGAAAGCCCAAGUUUAUUUCAUCUGAGAGUGGCGCAGUCCAUAUCGAGUGCUGAUAAUUUGCAUUGAAAGGAAUAGCUAAAACUUCGCUGCCUCCUUUUGCUACAUUAGUUGCUCCUUGUGAAUUAAAAUUAUUGACCAGACAGAGAUACUAUGCUUAACAUGGCAUGUUUCUGGUAGCAGUAAGAUUUGCCAGCCAAAACAUACAGGGUUGCAAAUUUUCUGGCAGUUGAUUCUUAGCUGCAAAUUUUCUGGGAGUUGCAUACUUACCUUCAAGAGUGAGAGAAUUACCACUGUAAUUUAUUGUUCUAACUUUAUUUCUUCUUUACACUGCAAAUCUUGGUUAACCUUAUGUAGCCUCUCUAUUAUAUAUAAGCAGCUGCAGAAUUGGAAAGUAGUGGGUCCCACCAUCUCAUUGUGAGAGGUUGGGGUAGUGUCUGUACAGGCAGGGUGAAAUUUACCCUC
Molecule: messenger RNA, 1023 nt
Organism: Zingiber officinale
Lineage: Eukaryota; Viridiplantae; Streptophyta; Magnoliopsida; Zingiberales; Zingiberaceae
Product: translation initiation factor IF-2, mitochondrial-like
Exons: 2
Coding region: 15-614 (199 amino acids)
Source: RefSeq, a predicted model, not a curated record